AUGGCCGAGGUGCUAGCAACGCAUUCAGAUCGGGCAGCAUCGCGCACAGAGUUGUUGCAGGGCAUCGAUCUCGCACGCGUGCUUCAUGGGCACCGACCCGACUAUGUGGACCUCGCAGUGGCCCCGGAAACCAAAGGCAAGGCUCUCAGCCGAGUUGUCGCACCCCGACAGGAUACUCGGCCACAUACCGCACUGAGGCAGUGUCAACACGUGGUCCAUGAGUCGCCGACAGCGGAACAGGCACUCUGCGGCAACACCGCCACCGAGAACCCGAGCGUUCAGGACUUGAUCGCCACCGCUGCGGUCGCGCUGCAGGACGUGUACCAGCUCGUGCCAAGGGUAAGUCUGGGGGAAGUCGCACAAGAGACCGCCGACGCUGCAGAACACAAGCUCCACUCCUUGUUCAAGAGACUUCUGACUAAGUGCGACAACGUCGCUUAUUUAGAGCGACAGACGUCCGAGCUACUGGAGCCGGAGAAACUCUUUAUUUGGAGGAAACACUUGGAUAUAGUUUUGUGGUCGCGUGCAUGGGCCUCGCUGCGAAAGCAUCAGAGAGCCGCACGCGAGAAAGCGCUUGCGCAAGAUACCUCGACCAUGAGCGAAUCUGAGAGGGAGCUGAUCCUCCCAGCAGGCAGCGGAUUGGCCGCUGCCUUUAUGAACCUCUUUCAAGAAAGUCUACAGAUUCAACCGCAUCGGGAUAGGCUGCGAGCCUUUGAAACGCAGAUCGGGCAAGAAGUCGAGUCCCUCCUUGGUCAGGGAUUCACCUGGCCGCAGAUUCUGCAUCUGCCCAAUUUGGUGGAUUUCCCAGCCGCUGCGGCGAUCGAGUUCCAGGAACUCAUGACUGGGAUAAAGGCCUCCUACGACACAGGAUGCGUUCCAGAAGGAGGCACGGCUGCAGCUUCCACGGGCAAUUCAGCGGGCCAUGCAGCAGGACCCGCAGUCGAAGGAGACAUCGCCUAUGAUCCCAUGUCGGAGGGGACCAUAGCCACCGCCGCAGAGAUAGCCAGGCGUGGAUAUGCAGGACCUCCAACUCUCCCAGAUGGUGCUCCGCAGCCGGUGCCGCCCGACGGCUUGUGUCUCAGCUACGCUUGCGUGGGCGCGCACAACACGGCGUUUCUCGCGGCACUGCAGCGAGACCGUUCUGGCUUUGUGGUCAACCCAAAUGCGGGUCGACAGUUCCGGGCAGCGGCCGAGAAUUUCUGCGACGCCGUGGCCGGUCGAGCUGCGGCGGCCGGUCGCAGGGACGUAGCGCAACAGCUACGCCGCAGAGACUGGCCGGGAGAAGCUGCACUGCACUUCUUCGCGCGUGAGUUGCAAGGGAGUUUGAUGAUAACCUCCAUCUACUCCGAGCUCCCCUUCCUGUUCGGCGAAGGUCCUCUGGCGGUGCACGUGUGGCACGGAUUGACUGAACCGGAUGCCGCAGGGGAAUCAUCCGGCCAUUUCGAGCUAAUCCAGUCUUGGUUGCCGCAGCCUCUGGCCAAAGAAGUGGAGCGGAGCAGGCCCCGCAAACGACGCCACAAAUCAGAAAAGUCUUCGUCCUCCUCCGAAAGCCAUGCAGAUGAUCGGAAACCCGAUAAGUCGUCCAGGACUCGGACAAGGAAGACGGCAGCCAUAUCGAGCGAGGCGACAGCUAGCCAUGCAACGAAUGAGACGUCCCACAGCUCUUCCGCAGCAGGCGCAGGGAAGAAGGCAAGCCUGCCCAGCGCAGGAGCAGCAGCUUCAAGCAUAAUCCCAAUCGAGGUCGCAACUUCCACCCCUGCCAAUGACCGUCGACACAUAGAUGAGCCCGGCUCAGCGGCAGCAGCUUCAGGCAUACUCCCAAGCGAGGGUGCAACCUCCACCCCAGCAAGUGUCUGUCAGCAUAUAGAUGAUGCGACGCCAUCCAGGCCAUCACGUCCUUGGGCAUGGACUCCCUCCGCCUUAUACAAGUUGUUUGAAGACUAUGACGAACCCGUCAAAGCAGACGCUGCAGAAACUCGGUCGCGGCCCUCGGCCCGCCGAAGAACACAAGAGGACUUAGCCUGGGCUGCGUGGAUGGAGGCGCGUCUCGCUGAAGAAGAUCCAACGAAAGUUGAGGAGGACAAGACCAUGCAGAAGCCAUCGCAAGACUCCGACAUCCUGGAUGAACGAGAUGAUGCAAUAGAAGAUCUCUGGGAAGAGUUCCAAGAAGCAGAGAGACGUUCGCAAACAGUCGAGAUCACAGGCGCCAUACCGACCAUGGGCGAUCGCAUUCUUGUUCUGCAGCAGACGUAUCUGGGUCUCAUCCUUGCCGGGUCCAAGGAGCUAGAAAUUCGGGGCAUGCGACUGAAACCGCAGCGCAUCUGGCUGGGCAACCAAGGUCUGAUCUUCGGAGAAGCUUGCAUCGUGGAGGCCAGGGAGAUUCUAUCCGACACAGAAUGGCAGCAACUGUGGCCGCAACAUCACUGGCGCUGUGCGGAGCGUCCAUACAAGCACACCUUCGCAAUGAGGCUGUCGGAUGUCAAACGAUGCUCUCGGCCAUGGCGAUACACGCAUCCACGCGGAGCCGUUGGCAUAGUGCGGUAUCGACCUGCAGCCCAUCGACAGAUCACCGACAAUAGUCAGAGCACCAAGGCGAGGACUGGCGAGACAGCGACGGCAAAGAACCAGGGGGAGCACGAGUGCGCACCGCACUCCGGCAAGCGGCCGGCGCUCGAGCAACGCAUCAGCGAGAGUCCGACAGGCAUGCAAGACACCCAGGAGGAGACCGCAUGCGCAGCCAGAGAAGACGAGCAGGCGCAAGGAGACGCAUGUCGCUUUCGUCGCGAUGGCAGCGGCAAGGCAGCACACACAUCGACAUUCAGCGAAACGCAGCACUGCAUCUUCUGUGACUCCAAGGCCAUGAUGAAAGCACAGGCCGGAGCACCGUACGCGAUUCAGCGAAUUCUCAACUCUCUGAAGCAGAAAGACAACGGGCUGCAUGAGGCCGCCGUCGAUCGCAUGAAGCAGUCCCUCGCGGCCGGCAAGCAUCCCUGGGAAGUAGCGUUACAGCGGCGGGAAUGCCAGCAGGAUACGACCGCAGAGGAGGUACGCCGCGGAGAAGCGGCCCGAGCAGAGGAUGCAGCACGCGCUGCCAAGAAGUUUCCUGAGGUAUUCGGGUCGGAAGCAACGACAUCUUGGCAGUCACCACUGGCCCAGACAUUCGAGAAAUGGGCACUAGACGAAAGCUGGCGUCUAUGCCCCGGAUGCGACAAGUUGAUGCCGCAGAGAUUCUUGGCGGGCGCAUCGGGAACGAACGCAAUCUGUAGAACCAAGCAGACGACACGUUGCAGUCAUUGCACCUCCGAUGGAAAGACGGGAUAUCCCAUACCAACCCCAGAGGACGUCCCCGAACCGCUGCGGCGAGUCCCCUACAUCGUCCUGGAGGCUCUGCGGCCGUUUCGCAUUAGUUGCGGUCCGGGGGAGAAAGCACCUCAUGGCUAUUGGGUGCACACGGCGCCCAUCAGAUUUUAUUGGAAAGAACAAUCUCUGGAGGAGCGCAUCGCGGAUGUGAGCCAAGAAGAGGACCGCCAUCGAGCACAGGACCUGGCAAGCUGGUUGAUGAAGAACGAACAGUCUUCGUUCAAGAAGUUCGAUGCGCUGCAGCGCACGUUUCUGGCCGCCCUGGAAGACGACAAAGACGUCUCGCCGAGAAUGCCACUCGCCUUCAUGGAAACCGUCGGGAUCGAAUGUGCAGCCUGGCCUCAUCUCUACUGGGAAACCAGUAUGUGCGAGACCUUUGUGCGGUCACAAGACAGACGACGAUUGGAGAAGGCAGGCAAGCCGGACGAAGAGGAGGUCGACGAGGGCGAGGACGACCUCGUCAUCUGCGCAGAGCGCCGACAGAGUGCAAAAGCAUCGUUUUUCGCAAAGCUCAUGUCACGUGUUAUUGGGUACGGGACGGAGCAUGAGCUGGUGCAGUUCAUAUACGAUCUGUGGAUGUACAGCGGCAUCGGAGGUGCAAAGAAUGCCGUGAAGACAGAGCUUCGAGCGGCACUGGCCGGCAAAUCCUUCUCGCCGGAAUUCUGGAAGACGAAGCAUGCCGCGUUACAAGAUUUGCAGGCUCAGCUAGGCACUCCAACCAUGUUUCUUACAAUAGCGCCAUACGAAUGGACGGCUCCAUAUCAUCGAUGGAUCUUGGACGAAAUGAGCAAGACAGCUCGUUCGAGGACGAAUCUGCCCGCGGCGGAAAGCCUUCAUCUUGCGCAUAUCCUGACAGAAGCAGUUCGAGGUCUUUUGACCGGCAGUUACAGCGACUCGUGCCAGGACGAGUGUCUUCUUUCGGGAUGCAGGAAAGCGGUUUUCUUCGCUCGCCUCGAAUUUCAGGACGGAAAACGUCAAACUUUGGAGCAGCAAAUGCGCGCACAAUUCUACCAUGGUAGAGGCACCGUGCACGUGCAUGCGCUCAUUUGGCUGCAAGACGCAGACAGCAAGGCGCGUUUGCCCGAAGUCGUGGCGGCCACGCUCCCUCCUGCCAAAACUCCGCUAGGAUCUCUGGUCCGGGGAUCUCAGCUGGAUCGCCAGGACAGCUCCUGGCCUUUGCGAGACGAAGCUUCCGAGUGGGAUGUCCAGGCCAACACUCUGAAGUUGCAACAUCCCCAAGAUGCCUUUGCUGCGCACUGUCGAGCAUAUAUGCCGGAUAUCAUGGGUGCGUUAAAAUGUCAUAUGGAUGUUCAAGCAGGCGACGGUCGAGGACAUGUUCUGCGCUAUACGGCAGGCUACAUUCCCAAGUUUUCAGCGGCCUUGCCCACACACACGGAAGACGCAGAUGCACAUGAUAUCGGGGUCAGAAUCUUGUCAGAGUAUCAUCCACUGGAGAUGGAGAUGAUGCUACAAUUGGGCUCUCACAUGUUUCCACAGUGUUUUCACACCGGGAGCAUCCGGCGUGUUGUCGUACCCGUGCCAUGGGAGACGAGCAAAAUGCCUGCAGAGAUACAGCGCUACAUGCAAUGCGAUUGGCGUGCUCCCUCCAUGUCUUUGUUGGAUUUCCUGCGUCUGAGCGAUCGACAAGGCAACAUACACAGCUUCGUGAAAAAGCAGUAUGCACUAGAACACCGAACAACAUCCCUGGAGAAUUUCGUCAACAAGUGUCGACCGGCAGGAGAAGUGCUGGUGGCAGCCAUCAGGUAUUCCCGAGGGAACCCCAACUUUUUCAAGCAAUGGCUGAUGAUGCAUGUUCCCUUCCGGCAGAUAGACGAUCUGUGGAUUCAAAGGGCCGAAGUUGUGCCGGCCGACUUACAGGGGCUGGCCUUGUGUCUGCUACAUCGACCGAGAUUCUGGCGCUCUAUGGCAGCAAUUCGCCGCGAAAUGGAGCUCGAGGCGUGUCGCGACGUCUUCAUCGAGACGAGGUUGGAGGAAAUCAGGGCGGCAACGGAGCUGAUCGACUCGUAUUUAAGCGGCAUGAGACAAGUCAACAUGUCGUCCAAUGCCACAGAAGAGGAGACGACGACCGACCAGAUAGCAGCGCUGCGACAGGCCAUGCAGAAUGGCGCAGUGGCGGCCGUCGCGUGCCCUACGGGUCUACAGUCGGCCACAUACAGGUGCAGCUUUCCCGACGCCCACGUGGAGACCGUCCACAGCUUCUUCGGCUUACACGCGCAAGAAGAACUAACGUUAGGCCUCUUAUCAGACUACGAUCUGAUCGUCGUGGAAGAAGUGGGACAGAUCACUUGCGCACAUUUCGAAAGGAUAUGGCGCCUCUGGGAAGCGGUCGAUCGACGGCCCGUCUUGCUCUUCGUGGGUGACUUUAUGCAGCUUCCUGCAAUCGACGACACCUCUGCACGAGACAGUCGUCGGUGGAAGGAAGUCCAUGCAUGGGAGUUCACCACCCUGCUGCGGAGCGAGUGUGCACAACUUUCAGAGAAACUGGCGUUGCUGCGGCACCAAUGCCCGAACGAAGACCAAUUACGAUGGAUUCUACGCGGCCAUCGCGCCAGUGUCGCAGGAGGCACCGAACCCACUAUGGCAGAGGUCGCAACAGUCCUUGCAAAGCACCCCAAUGCGACCUUGGUGACAUAUACACGUCGAGCUGCAGCAGAGAUGAAUCGCAUGGCCGUAUCUGCCUUCUUCCAGGGCGUCGAGCCUGUAGCUUGGAUUCCCGCAGACCCAGAUAGCAACGCUGAUAAUUUCCGCGGUCGGGACUGCGUCUCCUUUGCCCCGAACCAGAUCGCCAUCCAUAUUGGCAUGCGCCUGUCUCUGACAAGAAACAUAAACAAAGGCAAGGACCACGUGAACGGCAUGAGCUGCAUCGUGGAGGCCGUCAACCAGCACAGCCUGGAAGUGCGGACGGCCAGUGGUCGACAAUUGGUCAUCUCGAGAAUCACCGAAGACAAGACUCUUCAUGACAACACCGUCUAUCGGUCCACCUUCUUCCCAGUUCGUCUGGGAUAUGCCACGACUUUGCAUAAGGUUCAGGGGUCGACCCUGGAUUACAUGGCGGUCUGGCUGGAUAAGCCAAAUGUGCGCGCCGCAGGGUAUGUGGCGCUGUCGCGCGUGCGGCGCGACAACAACUGGUGCUUUUUCGAGCAGUUGACUGUAGAGCACUUGACACCGUGGCGCCGCCGCGCGUGA
Messenger RNA from Symbiodinium necroappetens, 6567 nucleotides. Lineage: Eukaryota; Dinophyceae; Suessiales; Symbiodiniaceae. The record is from the annotation of a GenBank genome assembly.